Molecule: messenger RNA, 1338 nt
Organism: Drechmeria coniospora
Lineage: Eukaryota; Fungi; Ascomycota; Sordariomycetes; Hypocreales; Ophiocordycipitaceae
Product: Heat shock protein DnaJ
Exons: 2
Coding region: 1-1338 (445 amino acids)
Biological process (GO): regulation of translational fidelity; 'de novo' cotranslational protein folding
Cellular component (GO): cytosol
Molecular function (GO): Hsp70 protein binding; ribosome binding
Source: RefSeq, a predicted model, not a curated record
AUGUCCUCUGCUGCGCAAAUCACCAUCCCGCUACCCUCCCUGCCCGAGGGAUGGAGUGCGGAGAAAGACUUCAAGGCCGUCGGCCACAUCUCAAGCGCCGCGCAGCGCUGCAUCGAGCCCGUCGGCCCUCACUUCCUCGCCCACGCCCGUCGAUCACGCAACAAGCGCACCUUUUCCGAGGAUGAUCGCAUCCAGGCGCAGGAGAACGCCAAAAAGGUCGAAGACGGCGAGGAGAGCGACGCCAGCGAGCCCGAGGACCCCAUGAUGCUGCAGCUGCAGGCCAAGGACUGGAAGACCCAGGAUCACUACAAGGUGCUCGGCAUCACAAAGUACCGCUGGAAGGCCACCGAGGAGCAGAUCAAGAAGGCGCACCGCAGAAAGGUGCUCAAGCAUCACCCCGACAAGAAGGCGGCCCAGGGCGCCACCGAGGAUGACCAGUUCUUCAAGUGCAUCCAAAAGGCCACCGACGUCCUCCUCGACCCCGUCAAGCGUCGCCAGUACGACUCGGUCGACGACGAGGCCGACGUCGAGCCGCCGACCAAGAAGCAGCUGCAAAAGGGCGACUUCUACAAGCUGUGGUCCAAGGUCUUCAAGUCCGAGGCCCGCUUCUCCAAGUCGCACCCGGUGCCGACGUUUGGCGCCGUCGACUCCGGCAAGGACCACGUUGAGGAGUUUUACAACUUCUGGUACAACUUUGACAGCUGGCGAAGCUUCGAGUACCUCGACGAGGACGUGCCGGACGACAACGAGAACCGUGACCAGAAGCGCCACGUCGAGCGGAAGAAUGCCAGCGCGCGCAAGAAGAAGAAGGCCGAGGACAACACGCGUCUGCGCAAGCUGCUAGACGACGCGUCGGCGGGCGACGAGCGCAUCAAGCGCUUCCGACAGGAGGCCAACGCGGCCAAGAACAAGAAGCGCCUCGACAAGGAGGCGGCCGAGAAGCGCGCGGCCGACGAGGCGCAGGCCAAGAAGGAGGCCGAGGCGAAGGCGGCCCAGGAGGCUGAGGAGCGCGCCAAGACGGAGCGUGAAUCGUCCAAGAAGGCCAAGGAGGCGGCCAAGAACGCCAUCAAGAAGAACAAGCGCGUGCUCAAGGGCUCCGUCAAGGACGCCAACUACUUUUCCGCCGGAGGCGACGCGUCGGCGUCACAGAUCGACGCCGUGCUGAACGACGUCGAGCUCGUCCAGGGCAAGAUUGACGCCGACGAGAUUGCCGCCCUGGCCGGCAAGCUGAACGGUCUGACCGUCGCCGACAAGAUCAAGGCGGUGUGGAGCGACGAGGUGAAGCGGCUCGUCGCUGCCGGCCAGCUCAAGGAGGGCGAUGCGAAGACGCUGAGCUAG